AUGGCAAGUCAUCUGGAAAUUGAAACCAAAGGAGAUCUCUCAAUGGAAAUCGAGAAUGCUGCUGAUGAUGCUGCACCAUCGUACUCGCCUAAAGAAGAGGCUGCCCUUGUGCGAAGGACUGACAUAAUGCUUCGGCCUACAAUGUGGAUAAUGUAUCUUCUGUCGUACAUGGAUCGAACAAAUAUCGGAAACACAAAAAUCUCAGGGAUGCAGGAAGAUCUGAACCUGACUUCAGACCAGUACUCGACCUGUCUGGGAGUCUUCUUUAUCGGAUACGUUGUCCUUGAGGUUGUAUUGAGUCUGGUUUUUGCACCAGGUAUACUAGUCAUUUCAUCAUGGUAUAAGAAGACCGAACAAUCAAAACGGUUCGGCACCUAUAUCUCUGCCGCCGAGUUGUCUGGUGCGUUCAGGGGAUUGACAGCUGCUGGUAUCGUUGACGGACUGGAAGGUGCACACGAUAUUAGAGGAUGGCGAUGGUUAUUUAUUGUUGAGGGAGCUACUACGGUAGGGUUUGCAUUAUUUGCCGUCUUUAUACUUCCUGAUUUCCCCGCAACAACCAAGCGCUUAUCUGAAAGGCAGCGGUACACCGCGGUUGCCCAAUUGCAAUCAGACAAUGUCACGGCUAUGACAGAGAAUGCUGAACGGUUGAGCCCGUGGCAGGCUGUCUUAGUGUCCGUCAUUGUUGGUACCAGCACACUUUCCUACUUCUACUCAACACUAGUGAAAGGCCUUUCGGGGACGCCUCCCUUGACAAGAUCCCUUUUGUGGCGUGAUGUCGUCAUCGCCGGUUGGCCGGUGUUCUCCCUUGCGUGCUCGAUUGCCGUCUGUGGGGUAUACGACUAUACUUCUCGAUAUGCCCUCCUUGUCCUCAUGGCGGCCGGGCUAUGGGAAACCAAUGGAGGUACGCUUGCUUAUGCUUCCUCAGCCUUCGCGAACAUGCAACCGCAGUAUCUAUUUCCGGAUUCGGAUGGUCCUAAGUGUAUUAUGGGUUUCGCUGUGAUCUCAGCCAUGCUGGCAGUUGGUGUGGUAGUCUUCAUUAUCUUGCAUGUUUAG
Aspergillus alliaceus is the source of this 1053-nucleotide messenger RNA. RefSeq names its product major facilitator superfamily domain-containing protein. The record is from RefSeq and is a predicted model, not a curated record. Gene Ontology annotation, molecular function: transmembrane transporter activity. Gene Ontology annotation, cellular component: membrane. The transcript is spliced from 6 exons. Lineage: Eukaryota; Fungi; Ascomycota; Eurotiomycetes; Eurotiales; Aspergillaceae. Bases 1 to 1053 code for a protein of 350 amino acids.